AUGAAGACUGCUCUCCUGAAGGUUGCUGCCAUCUUCAGCGCUUUGCUGCUCAGCACAAGUGCAUUGGGCAUCCCAGAUCCUGAAGAUGGCCACCGCGCGUCCAUCGUCCAAGCCAGCUCCAUGCUCAUCCGCAACGUCAACCGAACGUACUCGGUAGGAGACCAAACGUUCGUGUUGAACCCGGGGCCGGAGGUUUCCACCGAGUGGAUGCUGUACUUCGAGCACCUGGUAAAGCAGGCUACGGCUCUUACAGCGACAACCAACUUCAACGCGUCCAAGGUUCAGACUUUCCUGGAGGAACGGCUUCCGUUUGGGGAUGCGGAGGAUUUCCAUCAAGCGUACAAGGAUUUAGCCCACACUGGGAUGAUGCCAGCGCCGUUGGCACUCGACUCGAGUGACGAGAACUUCGGCGCCAUGCGGCUCAGCAUUCUCGGCAACAACUUGAAAUUGGUGCACGGCGGUGAGUACGCGGAGUAUCUGUGGGACAUCCCGUUUCCUCUGUUUCAAGACGUAUGCGGAGAGCCGACGUUGGCAAGUACUCUGAGCAACCACAAGCUCUUUGUCGCCGACCUGUCGGACUACGGCGAGCUCACCGACGAAGCUGCCAAGGACAGCAAGUACAUCCCCAAUACCAUCGGGUUUUUCUGCAACAACGUCAAGACGCGGCAGCUCCUCCCACUUGCGAUCACGCUUGUUAACUCAGAGCUGACGUAUACGAAGGCGGACUCACCGGGUGAGUGGCAACUUGCAAAGAUGGCAUUCCACGCCACGGAGGUCAAUUUCCAGCAGAUGCGGCACUUUGUCGAGACGCACCUGGUCUCGGUCCCCGUUCAAGUUGAAAUGAUGCGAAGUCUAGCGACUGAACACCCGAUCUACGCGUUGCUGGACUAUCACUUCUUCGCAGAUUUCGGAAUGGAGUACUUCGCCAGACGAGAGCUGCUAAGCCCCGGCACUCCGUACGACCAAGUCACGGGCUACGGCGCUACUGGAUCGUUACGAGCCGUGAUGCGCGAAUUCGAGACAACCUCCAUUGCGCUCGACCUCCCAACGGACUUGGCUGCCCGUGAGAUGGAAUUCUUACCCGAUUAUCGCCUCAAUCGCUACGGAACCAAGUACUACGAUGCGGUCAAGACGUUUGUAAGGAAGUACGUGCGAGCAUACUAUGCCGACGACGAGGCGAUUCGAGGUGAUUCCGAGCUACAGACGUGGGCUGAACGAAGCUCCUGUCUCGAGCACAUUCACGAUUUUCCUUCAUCGUUCUCUAACGCCGAUGAUUUGGUACGAGUCCUGACGCAUUUUAUCUUCCAGAACGCUAUCAAGCACCACUUCAUGAACGGCCUGGCGUCGUGGCACAGCAUCGCGCCUCCCUUCCACGCCCCAGCGCUCUACAACAAGCCUCUGCCGACCCAGAAAGGUGUGGAGGUCAACCCACUCGACUACGCCGUGCAGAGCGAGACUGUGCCCAAGAUGGCGUAUCUCUACUCGUGGUUCAGUAGGGAGGUGCCUGUAAACGCGUCGGCCUUGCAUUUCUACGAGGAGGAGCCCUUCGCGAGCGAGACAGUGCUGGCAGAGCCCAUUCGGCAGUUCCAGCAGAGCAUGAACGACAUGGAGCAGUUCGUGAACUUUGCCGAGGAGCAGGAAAUGUAUCCAAGCGACAUCUUUAGGCCUUCGUCGCUACCAUUUUACUCGUUUAUCUGA
Molecule: messenger RNA, 1698 nt
Organism: Phytophthora sojae
Lineage: Eukaryota; Oomycota; Peronosporomycetes; Peronosporales; Peronosporaceae
Exons: 1
Coding region: 1-1698 (565 amino acids)
Biological process (GO): lipid oxidation
Molecular function (GO): metal ion binding; oxidoreductase activity, acting on single donors with incorporation of molecular oxygen, incorporation of two atoms of oxygen
Source: RefSeq, a predicted model, not a curated record